UCGAAGAAGGUGCCUUGCCGGCCACGGAUCUUCAAGAAACGCGAGCUGUGGAAGAAGCUCCCUCUAUUUAUGCCCCGUCUCCUCCCUCCUUUUACAUUUUCUUAACUUCGUUCAUCCCAUUUCUUGUAUCUCUCUCUCUCUCCCCUCAUGAUCUUCUUCUCCACAGUGCUCACUUUUGUGUGUGGAUCGCUUUGAUCUUGUUCUUUCCAUAUUGGGUGCUCUCUUUCUGCUGCAAAAGAGUUCGAGAGUUUGUGAGCUUUUGAGGGACAAUCUGUUAGAAUUCUAGCUACCAUGGAAGACGACAUCGUGGACUUGCCUCCAGGCUUCAGAUUCCACCCCACAGACGAGGAGAUCAUCACUCACUACCUCACCAAGAAAGUCCUCAACCCCAAUUUCGCUGCUUGCGCCAUUGGAGAGGCUGAUCUCAACAAGUGUGAGCCCUGGGAUUUGCCUAGGAAAGCGCAUAUGGGGGAGAAGGAGCGGUACUUCUUCAACCAGAAGGACAGGAAGUACCCGACGGGGAUGAGGACGAACCGGGCGACCGAGUCCGGCUACUGGAAGGCCACGGGCAAGGACAAGGAGAUUUACCGAGGGAAGAACAACCUGGUCGGCAUGAAGAAGACCCUUGUCUUCUACAAGGGAAGGGCUCCUAAGGGAGAGAAGACCAACUGGGUCAUGCACGAGUACCGCCUCGAGGGAAAAUUCUCUUACUACAAUCUCCCAAAGGUCUCGAAGGAUGAGUGGGUGGUGUCGAGGAUUUUCCACAAGAGCACAGGGAUCACGAAGAUCAUCACCAGUCCAAUUUCGGGCCUGUUUCCGAUCGAUCCUUCCGGUGAUGAUGAGCUGCUGAAUCCUUCUUCUUCGCUUCCUCCUCUCAUGGAUGACUCUUAUUUCUCGAGGCCGAGCUCAAGCUUCGCGAACAGUGAGAAUGAAUUCCCAGGCAUGACUAGCGCUCCUGCACCAAGAUCAGCCGAGGGAAAUUACGGGGACGAAAUUAAUCGAUUCCAAAGAUUCAAUCCAAGCAAUACCAACUACCAAAUGGACCCGAGUAGCUCGGCGUUCAGCUCGAUGUUCUCAGGCCAAGUGCCGAUCCCCAGCCCGUCUUUUCAAGGCUCGGUGAAUCCGGACUACUACUUGGGAUUUGGCUAUGGAGGCGGCAAUAAUCAGGCAAUCAUCAGAGGGAUGGCAGCGAGCCAACACGAGACGCCGGGCCUGGAGAAGAUGCUGAUCAAGGGAGAGCAGUUCGCGAUGUCGAACAACAAGUCCAUGGUCAGCCACUCGCAGGACACUGGGCUGAGCACCGACGCGAACGCCACCGAGAUAUCCUCGUCCGCAGUCUCGAAGCAAGAAGUCGGCAACUUCUCCGAUUACCUCGAGUACUCGUGGGAAUAGCAGAUAGCGGAUAGCCCCAGCUGGUCUCGUCACCCAUAUACAUAUGAUUCAUAGAUCCACUAGUCUCUUCUCUUUGUUGUUUCGUAGGAAUCUCAGCUAGAUGAUGAGUUGAUUGGAUUUGUAGCUGUGUUGUACAGAUUGAUGAUGAUUUCUGAACAUUCUUCA
Messenger RNA from Syzygium oleosum, 1557 nucleotides. Its product is annotated as NAC domain-containing protein 87-like. Gene Ontology annotation, molecular function: DNA binding. Bases 292 to 1392 code for a protein of 366 amino acids. NCBI's taxonomy places the organism in Eukaryota, Viridiplantae, Streptophyta, Magnoliopsida, Myrtales, Myrtaceae. The transcript has 3 exons. The record is from RefSeq and is a predicted model, not a curated record. Gene Ontology annotation, biological process: regulation of DNA-templated transcription.